AUGGCAGCAGCCAAAGUUCUCCUCUCUAUCCUCCUCUUCCUCUCUUUCUUCUCCUUCUCCUCGUCUCUUCCCACCGAAACCCUCCGUCAAGCCGCCAUAAUCCUCUCAAACUCCGGCUACCUAUCGAUGUCACUAACCCUCCCAUUGGUCUCCAAUUCUUUAAUCCCACACUCUCCUUCUCUCACCAUCUUCUCUCCCUCUGAUACUGCAUUUACUCAAUCAGGCCAACCAUCUCUUUCUCUCCUCCAACUUCACUUCUCUCCGCUGUCUUUCCCUGUCAAUUCCCUCAAAACCCUCUCUCAAGGUGCUCAGAUCCCCACUCUUUUUCGCAAUUACUCACUUACCAUCACUUCCACCGGUGACGAUGUUUCACUAAAUGGGGUUAAAAUUAAAGGGUCGCCGGUUUAUGAUGACGGGUCUUUGGUAAUUCUUGGCGUUGAUAGGUUUUUCGAUCCGGGUUCUGGGGUUCCGCGUCAGAAUCUUGGAUGUUCUGCUAAGGCCAGUAGUGGUUAUUACUCGUUUAAUGAGGCUAGUAGGGGGUUUAAGGACAACACUAUGUUAACCAUCUUUGCUCCUGAUGAUGAAGUGAUGAGAAUUUUUCAUGGGAAUCUGAGUGAGUACUCUUCAAUCUUUCUUAAACAUGUAGUUCCUUGCAAGAUUACGUGGGGUGAUUUAGUUAAUUUUGAUGAUGGGGUUGUAUUAGAGACUUAUUUGAAGGGAUUUGGAAUUACUGUCUCAACAUCUGGUGAUAAAUUGAUGCUUAAUGAUCAAAUCUCAGUAAGUUCCCCAGACAUUUAUCGCAAUGACUGGCUUGUGAUUCAUGGACUCCAAGGGAUUCUUUUGGAACCGGAGAAUGAAUAUAGUUUCUUGAUGAUGAUGAUGAUGAUGAAUUUUAAGGCUGCCAAGAUCUCGAAAGACUUUUCGUUGUCAGGAAGUUCGUGUUUUUUCACUUAG
Dovyalis caffra is the source of this 954-nucleotide messenger RNA. The record is from the annotation of a GenBank genome assembly. Lineage: Eukaryota; Viridiplantae; Streptophyta; Magnoliopsida; Malpighiales; Salicaceae.